AUGGAAGAGAUUGGUCUGUCCCCGAAUCCUCAUGAGCAGGGAGAGGUGGAUGUUCCCGACUUUGCUCCAAUCACUCCUGUAGAUCCACUUCGACUUAAUGAUGAGGAUCUGUAUCAAAAGCUUAAAUCCCUCAAGAAGCAGCUGGAGUUUAUCCAGGUUCAAGAGGAUUACAUUAAAGACGAGCAAAAGAAUCUCAAAAAAGAAUAUAUGCACGCCCAGGAGGAAGUUAAGCGCAUCAAAAGUGUCCCCUUAGUGAUUGGUCAAUUUUUGGAGGCUGUGGAUCAGAGCACUGGCAUUGUUGGUUCCACAACAGGCUCCAACUAUUACGUUCGUAUCCUUUCUACAAUUGACCGUGAACUCCUUAAGCCAAGUGCUAGUGUUGCUCUCCACAAGCACAGCAAUGCACUCGUGGAUGUUCUUCCACCUGAGGCUGACAGCAGUAUCACAAUGCUGCAGGCAGACGAAAAACCAGAUGUCUCUUAUGCUGAUAUUGGUGGAAUGGAUCUUCAGAAGCAAGAGGUACGCGAGGCAGUCGAGUUGCCAUUGACACACUUUGACCUCUAUAAACAAAUUGGAAUUGACCCACCUCGUGGUGUCCUAAUGUUCGGUCCUCCCGGGUGCGGGAAAACUAUGCUUGCCAAGGCUGUUGCUCAUCACACCACCGCUGCAUUCAUCCGCGUUGUUGGGUCAGAAUUUGUGCAAAAGUACCUUGGUGAGGGUCCUCGCAUGGUGCGUGAUGUCUUUCGGUUGGCGAAGGAGAAUGCACCUGCUAUUAUCUUCAUUGAUGAAAUUGACGCGAUCGCAACGAAACGAUUUGAUGCUCAGACUGGAGCUGACAGAGAAGUUCAGAGGAUUCUUCUGGAACUUCUUAACCAAAUGGACGGGUUUGAUCAGGCCGUUAAUGUCAAGGUCAUAAUGGCUACGAAUCGAGCUGACACCUUGGAUCCAGCCCUUCUGCGUCCUGGCCGUCUGGACCGAAAGAUUGAAUUCCCCCUCCCAGAUCGUCGUCAAAAGCGCCUCAUUUUCUCCACCAUCACCAGCAAGAUGAAUCUAAGUGAGGAAGUCGAUCUUGAGGAUUAUGUGGCUCGUCCAGACAAAAUCUCCGGUGCUGAUAUCAAUGCCAUUUGCCAAGAGGCUGGUAUGCAGGCAGUGCGUGAGAAUCGGUAUGUUGUUUUGGCCAAGGAUUUUGAGAAAGGCUACAAAAAUAAUAUCAAAAAGGGUAACCAGGAACUCGAUUUCUACAAGUAA
Molecule: messenger RNA, 1248 nt
Organism: Echinococcus granulosus
Lineage: Eukaryota; Metazoa; Platyhelminthes; Cestoda; Cyclophyllidea; Taeniidae
Product: 26S protease regulatory subunit 6B
Exons: 6
Coding region: 1-1248 (415 amino acids)
Biological process (GO): proteasome-mediated ubiquitin-dependent protein catabolic process
Cellular component (GO): proteasome regulatory particle, base subcomplex
Molecular function (GO): ATP hydrolysis activity; ATP binding; proteasome-activating activity
Source: RefSeq, a predicted model, not a curated record